Molecule: messenger RNA, 494 nt
Organism: Rhodamnia argentea
Lineage: Eukaryota; Viridiplantae; Streptophyta; Magnoliopsida; Myrtales; Myrtaceae
Exons: 2
Coding region: 123-356 (77 amino acids)
Source: RefSeq, a predicted model, not a curated record
CGAAAAACCAAAAUCUUUCGCCGAGGCUCCGUCACUUGAUCUCUUCUCACUUUAUCUCGAAAUCCUCCAUUACCUCCUCGUCUUCUCCUGCUUCGGUUUCCUCUGAGAAAGGUUCCCAGAGCAUGGGAAACAAGCCUGUGAAACAAGAGCGGGAAGAGAUUCUCCUGAAGGUCAUACCACCUCUUGACCAUGCAUAUGCCCGGUGGCUUACCCGGGAUCUAGAAAGGAUCCAUGGCUUCACUCCAAGGAAACCCCGUGCCAUAACGCCGCCGGAUCACUACAUCGAGUACAUGCGCUUGAAUGGGUGGCUGGAUGUGAACUUGGAUGAUCCGGAUUUAGCUCACUUGUUUAAGUAGAUAGACCAGUUUGCGAGGUUUGGCAGUAGAAAAUUGUUGUGUGAACUGCGGGUUACCCUUUUAAAAGUGCAAUCAGCUCAAUGCUUGGCAUGUUCUAAUGUUUCCUUCAGUAUAAUGGAGUGCAAGAGAAUCCUCUUA